This is a messenger RNA of Trichoplax adhaerens, 1902 nucleotides long. RefSeq lists its product as uncharacterized. Bases 1 to 1902 code for a protein of 633 amino acids. Gene Ontology annotation, biological process: regulation of DNA-templated transcription. The record is from RefSeq and is a predicted model, not a curated record. The transcript is spliced from 18 exons. NCBI's taxonomy places the organism in Eukaryota, Metazoa, Placozoa, Uniplacotomia, Trichoplacea, Trichoplacidae. Gene Ontology annotation, molecular function: ubiquitin binding.
AUGGCUGAGGCUGUAAGCCAAAGUGAUUGGAAAAAGACACUACUAUCCAAAAAGGUAGAAGCAUCGGUUCAGCCUUUAAACUUACUUGAAUAUUCCUUACCUGGACCACUUCGAUCGGUUACAAAUUAUUUAUGCCAACGUACGGAUCUUCAUUCCCACAUCGACAUCGACGGUAUAGAAAGUGAAUGGAUUGAAACCAUGGAAUUACUUGAGCAAGACUUACAACAACUCCUACAUUUAUCUCAUCCACAAUUUUGGACUCAGGUCUUACAUGAUAGCUCUAUUAGAAGAUUUUUAGAUUCUUAUUUAAGUCGCGCUCCACGCUGUCUUGAAGAAUGGAAGCGACUACCAUCACAGAUUCUUGAUAUUCAUCGGCGGAAUCAUUACUUUUCUCCACAUGAAUUCGGCCAAAUCAUAUAUGAUUGUUAUGUAUUUGAUAUACCCAAAAUCAUGGAUAUAUGUUUGCUUUACCAAUCUGCUAACGAAGCCUUAAUCAAAAAAAUGGUUGACAAUAUAUUUACCAGUCAACCAAAAUAUAUUAACGAUUUAAAGAUUUGUAUUCCGACAUUUACAAAGGUGCUUGAUGGCAUCGUAGCCGCAAUAGCAGAUAUAAACUCUCGCAACAAUCGAAUUCAAUCACGGAGUAUAGAAAUGAUUAGAACUGAAGUUGCAGACUUAGUUCUCCUCUUAUCGGAUACCAUGGCAACACUAUGCUCGUUUUUAGAAGUUUAUCCUAAAGCAGCAAGUAUUUUAUCUGAAAACGACUUUAUUCGCAGGUUGGCUGACAUGUACGAAAGUAUAUUUCCAACACUUUACCAUCGUUUUGCAGAAACAAAUCUAAAUCAAAUAAGUGUAAAUGAAGACGAAAGACAAAAGACUGUAAACAAAUUUUUACAGAUUAUUGCUGAUGUCUUGGCAAAUAAAAGAGAUCAAUCAAAUGUAGAUUACUUUUCUGAAGCAAUUGCUCAAGUAUGUCAGGAAGUAUCAUUUUUAUGCGAUAGCAAUAAGCCUGCAGAAACCGAAGAAGUUGCCACUGGUUACGUGGAUAACCAAAUUGAGGACUCAGUUGCUUCGGUAACCGAUUCACAAAUCAAUGUAGAAACUGCUAUUCUAAGAGUGCGUGAUAUUCUCCCACACUUAGGUGAAGGCUUCGUUAUGGCAUCUUUAGAUGAGUACAAUGGCGAUGUCGAUAAAGUUAUUGAUGCCAUACUAGAAGAUCAAUUAUCAGCCUCAGAGGAUUACGUUAAUAGCAACUCUAAACCACAACUAAGCGAACGUGCUUCUGUAUACGAUUACGAUGAAUUUGACGUGUUCCAUAGGGAUGAUGUUGAUAUUUCUCGAAUUCAUCGAGGAAAAAAAAAUUCUUAUAAGAGCGUAGAUGAUUUUCUGAAUGAUACUUCUGUUGUCGAAAUUAUGCGAAGAACGGGCGUAUUCGAAAGAUUCGAUGAAUACGAUGACGAGUAUGAUGACACGUACGAUGACGCUGAAGUCGCCGUUACGGCCGACGCUGUCAGACAUGACGAUGACCUAAUACAACGCAGACCUUUCGUUACACCGAGGGUGUUGCAGAAUACGAGAGAUGCGGAAGACGAUGAAUCUGACAACCAAGAAUCUGAUACAAUCCAUACGACUGCCACUAGUAAUGCGAAAACCCAGGCUAAACCAAACAAGGCCACCGACGGCAAUAUAGCCAAUGGCAGUGCCCAUAAUAAUAAGCGUAGUGGUGCGCGGCAACAAUCUAAUCGUAGUGGUAACGAUCAACGGAAUAACACUAAUGGCAAUAAUAAUGAGGUGAGAGAUAGACGUAAUAAGGAAAGACAUAAAUCAUCUAGAGCAAAUCACAACAGGAAAUUUCUUUCUGAUCGAAAGCAUGCGAAAGGAUUCGGAGGCUUUCCGACAUAA